CUCACUCACUCACACACACACAGUUCCAAACACACUCGUUCUUACUCUUAAAACUCUCUCACAAGUCUCAAUUCUCAAAAACAAAAAAAAUUUCUUCUACAUUCUUGCCAAGCCACAUUUAGAGACAAAUGCUGCAAAGUAAAACUUAGCGUUUUACACUUCAAUCUGUAACCGCUAAAAAUAGUGACUAUCUUUUUGCUAAAUUAUAGGCUUAUAAUUAUACCUCACCUAUCCCCAUCACCCACUUCUCCCUCAAGUUUUUGCUUUUUGGUCAUGGUUGUCAACCACUUUUAUCUCUCAAAUUCCUGAAUUUAUCACUUAAUAAUCUCUCUCUUCCUCUCUCUCUUCCACUGUCUUAGAUUUUCUGUUUGGAUGCAGAGAGAGAAAGAUAAAGAAAAAUAAAAAAAACAAACAUGGAUGAUUCUAUGUCUAGCCUACUUUGUCAAGAAAGUGAGACUUGUUUGGAUGAAGAGUUGGUAAAUGGGGAUACCUUCAUUAACUUUAAGAACUAUGAUGGUUCAGAAGAUGAGCACCUGGAAAUGCUAUUUGAAAGAGAAAUCUGUUCUGGGUUCAAAAGGAAUGAGUCUUUGGUGUUUGGAAGCUGGGUCCAAUGUGCUCGCUUGGAAGCUUUCACAUGGAUUCUGAAAACAAGAGCAGCAUUUGGAUUUCGCUUCCAAACAGUCUAUUUGUCAAUGACAUACUUCGAUCGAUUCCUUUCAAGGCGGUCCAUCGAUAGUGAAAAAUUAUGGGCCAUUAGAUUACUGUCAGUGGCAUGUCUUUCUCUGGCUGCAAAGAUGGAGGAGUUAAAAGUUCCAACGUUAUCAGAGUUUUUUUUAGAAGAUUAUAACUUCGAGAGCAAAUUCAUUCAAAGAAUGGAGCUUUUGGUAUUGAACACAUUAGAAUGGAGGAUGUGCCUAAUCACUCCUUUUGCUUUUCUUCAUUUCUUCAUCACGAAGUUGUGCAAGGAAUCUCCACAAAGUAAUAUUUUGUCCAGGACUGUGGAACUCAUCUUGGCUUUAGCCAGAGAGGUCAAUUUAAUGGAUCAUCGACCGUCUGUUAUAGCUGCUGCUGCAGCCUUGUUGGCUUUGGAUGAUAGAUUAUCAAGAAAAGCAUUGGAGUUGAAGAUGAAUUCCAUUUCCCAUUGUAGAUUUCUUGAAAUUGAUGAUGUGUUUUCAUGCUAUAAUAUAAUGAGAAGAUUAGGUGUGGAGAAAUUUAAAAUACCUAAGGUUGUAAAUUCUCCAGAUCUUUCCCCAAGGACCCCAACCCAAUUGGGGCCAAUAGAUGUUUUAGAUAAUUCAUUGGUUACUUCUGCUGUUAGCAAUAAAAGAAAAAGGCUUACACUCAAUACUAGUGAUCAAAGUUGUGUCAUACCUGAUGACAAGCGACUCUGCUAGAGAAGAUUGGACUAUAAGCAUUUGUGACAGAUUUGGUAGUGGCUUUUUCAAUAAUGAUUAUUGGUCAAAUCAGCGUUCUUUAAUCAUUACUUAAUGGAUAUGAUUUGGGAUUGAUUGAUUGAAUCUCCCUUAGGAACAGCCAGAGAGAGAGAGAGAGAGUGAGAGACAGUGAGUGGAAAGAGAGCAGGAAAAGAAAAAUAGAAAAAGCAAAGCUUUGGGCUGCAUAUAAAAGCUGAUUACCAUUAUAGGCAAUGCCACAAUGUGGAAAAGAGACCAGAAGAGAAGGGGGGUGGGGGUGGGGCUUGAAGGCUGCAUGCAUAACAGUCAGUCUUAGUUCAUUCUUUUUUCUUUUUUUCUUUUUGAAGGAAAGUUUUAGUUCAUUCUUAUUCAAUAUAUUUAUAUAAAGUUUUUUUUUCCCUAUUUUGGUUUUUGUUUCUGGGGUUUGUGAUGUUAUACAACCAACCUUUUGAUUGGAUGCUUGGGAUGCUUUGUUGGUGUCUUUGAAAAGACUGAAAGCAAUGUAGACUGAGGGGUAAAGUGGGGGUAAGGGAGCUCUGUUUGUGUGAUUUGAUGCAUAUGUGCUUCAUGUUGGCUAUCCAAAAAAAAAGUUGUGUAAAGGUGAACGUGAUUGGAUUUGUUUGAAUAUUUGGGUAAACACCUUUUAAGCUGGGCCCCCACUCUUUUUUUCUUGUGAAGCCCUGGCUGAGCAGGUUUGAGGGGUGGGUCAUGAAACCCAAGACAUUGUUUGUGGAAUCAAAAGGAAUUUCUGUGUUGA
Messenger RNA from Quercus robur (English oak), 2169 nucleotides. RefSeq names its product cyclin-D5-1-like. Gene Ontology annotation, molecular function: cyclin-dependent protein serine/threonine kinase regulator activity. Lineage: Eukaryota; Viridiplantae; Streptophyta; Magnoliopsida; Fagales; Fagaceae. Bases 414 to 1394 code for a protein of 326 amino acids. Gene Ontology annotation, cellular component: cyclin-dependent protein kinase holoenzyme complex; cytoplasm; nucleus. The record is from RefSeq and is a predicted model, not a curated record. The transcript has 5 exons. Gene Ontology annotation, biological process: regulation of cyclin-dependent protein serine/threonine kinase activity; mitotic cell cycle phase transition.